Messenger RNA from Batrachochytrium dendrobatidis JAM81, 1164 nucleotides. RefSeq lists its product as uncharacterized. The transcript has a single exon. NCBI's taxonomy places the organism in Eukaryota, Fungi, Chytridiomycota, Chytridiomycetes, Rhizophydiales. The coding region runs from base 1 to 1164 and encodes 387 amino acids. Gene Ontology annotation, cellular component: nucleus. The record is from RefSeq and is a predicted model, not a curated record. Gene Ontology annotation, biological process: regulation of cell cycle.
AUGGAUAGCCUUAGAAUCUUGUUGAAACAGGAGCUGGAGAAAUUGGACAAGACACUCAGCCAACUAACUGUCACUCAACACAAUGAACCACAAACUUUCAGUAAUGCUGUUAUUGGCAAUAGUAGUGCUAUGAAUGCACAGGAAUCCUUGGCACAUCAGCAGCAACCCAUUAGUCUGGAUUCAACCGAUCUUUUAAAUGUCCAGCCCAGGAUGAUCACUAUUGCUGGAUCAAUAUCCAGACAGGCAACUUUAUUGGCUAUUGCACUCAAGGGCAAUGACGCAAAAGAAGUCAGCUCGGCCUGUAGUGCAUUGAUGGACUUUUCUGCCGAGCUCGUUCAGCUGGUAUGCAAUACACCUGUAGAUGUGGGUCGAUCCCUUAAACGUCAUCUUAUCUUGGCUGCUCAGUCGCUACUCUGCGGUUUGGUAAAUCUGCAGAGCACAGAUGCGUCCGCACUUGAAGCCUUGUCACAGUCCACUUAUGCUAGGUCUGACACUGCAUGCCUAUCCAUCAACUCGGCAGCUGGUGGAGUAUGGGCUGCUUGUAACGACAUUGCCAAUGUCCCUCCUACAAACGCUGCUCUUGCUGUUGUGCUCCUUGAAAGAUAUGACGAUCAACUCAACGAUGCCAUUCAAGAAUGCCAAGACCUUCUCAAUGGCCCAACCGAUAAUGAAGACUCUUUUGGCGAGGAUAACGAUGAAGGUGGAUGGAAUGAGCUGGUUGUAGGAAACAGCACCAAAGCCCAUGGAUAUUCAACUGCCGACCUGUCCAGCCAGGACAUGGACUGGGUCAGAGAUGUUCAGAGUAUGAUCAAGACAUGCAGACUGUCGUUCAAGAUGGUUAUGGCCAAUCUAUCUGGUCUAGCUCGCCCAACUGCAAAAGAAAACCAAGUCAUUGAUGUGCUGGUUGAUCUUGCCCUUAGAUGCGUUGAAAAGGCCGACAACGCUGUCUGUGAUAUCAAUCUUCCACUAAUUGAUUGUGACGAGGACUUGUAUGUAGCAGUGGAUGAGCUGGGCUCGGUACAAACACAUUUUCUUAAUACUAUAUCUGAUCUUUAUCCAGACAGUCAGCAUCAGUCCAGCAGUGCAACAACCACCCAAACAUGUCUUCAACUAUGCCUCGAUAAAACUAUACUCUUGAUUGAUAAACUAAAAAUCACUUUAUGA